Auanema sp. JU1783 is the source of this 573-nucleotide messenger RNA. The record is from the annotation of a GenBank genome assembly. Lineage: Eukaryota; Metazoa; Nematoda; Chromadorea; Rhabditida; Rhabditidae.
AUGAAUGCCUUCAUCUCUUUCUUCGUUUUUCUGACCUUACUCUCUUGCUGUACUGCUGCUGCUGCUCGCAAGAGAAAACCAUGUAUAAACGGAGAUCAAGACGGAGAUAAAUGUUAUUGCUUUGAUGGAUGGACUGGUGCUCUUUGUCACAGAAAAAUGAAUUGUGAGGGAUUCGAACGUCUGGAAACGGGAUCAUGUGUCAAAUGUAUGAAAGGUUGGCAGGGACAAGAUUGUGAUGCAAUCUCCUGUUUCAACGGUGGAAAGGCUAAUUAUGAUGAGACAGCUUGCGAAUGUGAAAAACCUUAUUCAGGUUUGUUCUGUGACACAGCUCAGACAAAAGACAUCUAUUCGUAUUACAAUAACUUCUCAAGUAAAGUAGGAGCUUUAGGAUUAUUUACUAUUAUUCCUUUGUUUGUCAUGUAUAUGACUUGUGAGCACUGUGCUAGACGUCGUCAACUGGAACGUGUCGGAGCUCAUUUAUCAGGAACUGUUUUGAAGAAUCAGCAAAAAGCUGUUGAUCCUAAAGCAGUUUCCCUUCUCUUAGCCGAAGAUGAAGAAUAUAACUCUGACUAA